AUGGCAGAGACAAUAAGAGAAGGUUUGUGGUUGUUGGUGAAGGAGGGGGAACAAAGAAUGGAGGAAGCAAUGGCUGCACGGUACUGGUGCCACAUGUGCUACCAAAUGGUGAAUCCCGUCAUGGAAGUUGAGAUCAAAUGCCCUUUUUGCCAAAGUGGGUUCAUUGAAGAAAUGAGUGGUAGCACAGGGGAUAAUCAGUACGCUGAUUCUGAAUUCGGAUCUGAUCGUGCCCUCUCACUUUGGGCUCCAAUCUUGCUUGGUAUGAUGGGAAAUUCUCGUCGCCGUAGAAGGCUUGGAAGGGUGGAGUAUGAAGAAGAUGAGGACGACAGUGAUGAUGUUGAAGCAAACCAUGGAAGAGAGACUGAUCUUGAGCAUGAAAUUGAAUCUUUCGUAAGGAGGAGGAGGAGCAGAAGAAACUCAGCUACCAUAUUGCAGUUACGUCAAGGAAUGCGUGCUGGAAUCGUGGCAUCUGAGUCAGAGAACUCUGAAGGAGAUAGGGAUAGGCAAAGAGACAGAGACAGGGAAAGGGAGCGUGUCAUUUUGAUCAAUCCUUUUAAUCAAACCAUCAUUGUUCAGGGUUCUUAUGAUUCAAACAACGGUCAAAACCAGAAUCAAAAUCCAAUUGGGUCAUUGGGUGAUUAUUUCAUUGGACCUGGCUUGGAUUUGUUAUUGCAGCACUUGGCAGAGAAUGAUCCUAACAGAUAUGGAACUCCGCCCGCACAAAAGGAAGCCAUUGAGGCAUUGCCUACUGUCACCAUCAAGGAGCCCUUGCAGUGUUCGGUGUGCUUGGAUGAUUUUGAGGUUGGCACUGAGGCAAGGGAAAUGCCAUGUAAGCACAAGUUUCAUAGUACUUGUAUAUUGCCAUGGCUGGAGCUUCAUAGUUCCUGUCCAGUUUGCAGGCAUCAGUUGCCUGUUGACGAGUCCAAGGUUGAUUCUGAGAGAUCUAGAAAUAGCGAUGAUCGGAGGGAGAGUGAGAAUACCAAUAGUGAAAGUAAUAUUACUCAUGAAAUUAGUUUUGAAGAGGGAGACGGUGAAGGUAGAAGUGGACAUGGGAGGAGGUUUUCCUUUCCAUGGCCUUUCAAUAGCUUGUUUUCAUCUUCAUCAGGUUCUCAAGGUGGUGGAAGCCAUCCAUCCUCAACAGUGUCAUCAUCUCCAGGGAAUGCACCUGGAAGCUCUUCUCAAAGAGAUGAGAAUUGA
Molecule: messenger RNA, 1197 nt
Organism: Dovyalis caffra
Lineage: Eukaryota; Viridiplantae; Streptophyta; Magnoliopsida; Malpighiales; Salicaceae
Source: the annotation of a GenBank genome assembly